This is a messenger RNA of Nicotiana tabacum (common tobacco), 1138 nucleotides long. RefSeq lists its product as uncharacterized. The record is from RefSeq and is a predicted model, not a curated record. Lineage: Eukaryota; Viridiplantae; Streptophyta; Magnoliopsida; Solanales; Solanaceae.
UCAUUCUCAGUUCACCAUAAUUUUUCGCCGUCUCGAACUUUCUCUUCUCCUCAAAGCUCGAAACCCUAACUUCAAUAUCAGCGCUAUUCACGAAUCUCUUCUUCUAAUUCGAUUUCGCAAGCAUAAACAGAUGACAGCUAAACCACUAACAAGUGAGGCUAUUGCUCUUACAGAGAAGAAAAUGGACAUGACUUUAGAUGAUAUCAUCAAGAUGUCCAGAACAAACACAACCAAGCCUAAGAAGCAAAGAGUUUCAAAUAGAAGCCAAAAAUUUUCUAAUAAUGUUGCUCAGGAUAAAUCUGCUAAGAUACAAAAGUUUAUGGACACAAGAUCAUCUAUGAGACAGGGGGCUCUUGCUCGUAGAAGAUCAAAUUUUCAGGGAGACCAGUUCCCUUUGGCAACUGAGGCAGCCAAAAAGGCCGCAGUUGCUCCUAUUCGCAAUAGGCCUUUCAAUCGAAGCCGAGCAGUGACUGUAAAUAAACAGAGGUUCGGGGCUCCUUCGGUUCAGAGGGGUGCUGCAAAUGGUGGCCGGUUUAUUAUUAAGCAACAAAGGCAGGAGGUCAAGCCAGUGUCAAAGCAGAGGCCUCAGACAUUAGAUUCUCUAUUUGCAAAUAUGAAGGAACAGAGGAUGAAGAUGCAAUCUCAGCAGAAUAACGCUCCAAGGAGAAAUGGAGGCGGGCAACAAAUAGUGCCAUGGGCUAGAGGUCGUUUUGGGAAGUGAUGACAGAUCAUGUUCUGCUGAUUCCAUGUGCUAUGGGCUAGAUGUCGUUUCGGGAAGUGAUAAACAGAUUACUGUGCAGCUAAUGCCAUGUGCUCUUUGCAGAUUAGUCCUUUAGGUCCGUGUUGUGAAUUUGAUAGCAGAGCUCUCUGCACCUGAUCAUUGUGGUUCUUUUUGUGUCCGUAGCAGCCUUAGGUGCUAUCUUUUCUUGGGGAAUGGCGAAAACUGUUUGGAACUUGUUGUGAUUUGACGCAGAUGCGCUUUAUAACUAUCCAUAUAAGAAAUUUGUAUAGCAUUUCUUGGUUUUAGUUCGAUCCUAAAGUUUCUAUGUUUGAUUCGUAACUUUUGUAGCUUUGUAUUGUUAGGUAGGAAGCAUAUAUUUGAUAACAGUUGUCCCGAACCAAGGACAAGGCAUUGCUA